AAAAGAAAGGCGUUGGUGAUAGUCAGUUCUUGACCGAUUGCCAUUACAACAAAAAACAACCACACGACGUGUCGUAUUUUGUUAGGGAGCGAAGUUAUUUGUUUGAGUUGAUGCCAGGCGAGCUGAGUAGCACUCCAACUUCCAUUCAUUUACGUCUACUGCUGUGAGUUGACUGGGCCGAGGUUGAAAAUAAUAUUUUUUUCAAAAUGUCAAACUCUAUUAUUUUACACCUUGAAUCGGUGUGGGAAAAUGCUGAGCUUUGAGUUGAUUUCACAUUACACCCCUGUAUUUUCUCAAUGUUUGUGCAAAUAUAGCUGUGCCUUUGGAUAUGCAUACAUACCUUCUUAUUAAAAACACCGGCUUCUACUUCUAGAUCAACGUCUACGGGACAGCGUCGUUUUGAUUCCCCGUACCAGCCCGGUGGCUAACUGGCUGCUGUCUUGAUGAGUGGAAUUUUGCUGCCGAUAGUCGGGUCGGCUAGUUAGACUUAGAAGUUACAGACUGUCAUUGUCUAGUGACUAUGGAAUCGGAUACUCCAAUGGCAGUGCACCCUUUCCAGUGCCAGUUCUGCGAAGCGGUGUUCUCAUCCAGUAUUCAAAUGGCCCAACACUGGCAAGACCAGCACCAGGAAGACCGCAUAGAACAGGAAGCACCUAUCUACCAGCUCCUGCAGACAUCACCCUUUGCCCUAACCAGGUCCAUGUCCAACAAUGUAAGUGAUGUCGUCAAGGAUAGCGAUGGCAUAACUGCUACCAACCAGCACAUCUCUUUUGAAGAGUGUACCAUGAGGCAUGGUGCGUAUGAAGAGAAAUUAGAUUCAGAGAUCUCCCAUCAAGGACACAUCCAAACCCUAGCUCCAGAGAGCUCAAAGGAAAUCCCUAAGUCUGUCAAGCCUUCAGAAUCCAAUGCUGUUGUCAGCAAGGGAAAGAAAGACUUCUGUUGUGAAAUAUGUGGCAGGACGUACACCACAACAUCAAAUUUGAACAAGCAUUGUCGCACCCACACAGGUGUUCUCUAUUUCUGUAGCCACUGCAAAAAAGGCUUUAGAUAUAAAGAGAGCCUGAAGAAACAUGAAAAAAUUCAUUUGCCCGAAAAGAGUAAGAAAAGUGAUCAUGGGUGCAGGUACAGAUGUCAGUAUUGCCACAAAACUUUCCCCGGUAAACUCAGAUUAAGUAUUCACUUCCGUUCGCAUCCCUGGAAAAAACCUACAAGUGUGAUCAGUGUCAACGAACCUUCCUCUACAAAAGUGGAUUAAAACGACACAUGCUUUCACA
Molecule: messenger RNA, 1274 nt
Organism: Strongylocentrotus purpuratus (purple sea urchin)
Lineage: Eukaryota; Metazoa; Echinodermata; Echinoidea; Camarodonta; Strongylocentrotidae
Product: zinc finger protein 84
Exons: 2
Coding region: 521-1255 (244 amino acids)
Biological process (GO): regulation of transcription by RNA polymerase II
Cellular component (GO): nucleus
Molecular function (GO): sequence-specific DNA binding; DNA-binding transcription factor activity, RNA polymerase II-specific
Source: RefSeq, a predicted model, not a curated record